Messenger RNA from Penaeus vannamei (Pacific white shrimp), 1921 nucleotides. Its product is annotated as transmembrane protein 115. Gene Ontology annotation, cellular component: membrane; Golgi apparatus. NCBI's taxonomy places the organism in Eukaryota, Metazoa, Arthropoda, Malacostraca, Decapoda, Penaeidae. Gene Ontology annotation, biological process: retrograde vesicle-mediated transport, Golgi to endoplasmic reticulum. The record is from RefSeq and is a predicted model, not a curated record.
UAUUUCUUUAGUUGUGAUCGCGAGAAUCUGUUGCGUCGACCAAGAUGGCUUCUGCUCGUGCCCUUUUUCGCCACUUGCCCGUUAUAAAACAGUCUCUCGUUGCAGUGAUAGGGAAUACCGGGUCGUUCGUGAAGGUCGUGUGUGUCUUACUGAUAAUCGGCUAUGGGUUGUCGUUCUCUGAGAGCGCCGUGGAGGUGUUGAGUGUGACUCCAGGAUAUCUCCUUCCGCCGACUUUCUGGCUAUGGACGGCCUUCUCUCACUGCUUCCUUGAGGUCAGGCUGUGGCAGGUGUGCGUAGACCUCGUGACCUUAGGACUAUGUGGGAAGCUGAUAGAGCCUCUGUGGGGAACCCUGGAGAUGGUGCUGUUCUUCCUGCUGGUGAACGUGUGCGUGGCGUUCAUUUCGGCCCUGUUCUACCUGCUUAUUUACAUGGUGACCUUUGACCCUGAUGUGCUCUUUAGCGUGCAGAUCAAUGGCAUGGCAGGGUACAUUGCGGGGCUAUCUGUGGCCGUCAAGCAGAUCAUGCCCGACCAUGUCCUCCUUCACACUCGCACCCCCCUUGGCAAAGUCACCAACCGCCACGUUCCACUCUGCCUCUUCCUCACCGCACUCCUCCUCUACCUUUGUGACCUCCUCGAGGGCCUCUAUGCCACCAUGGUUGGAUGUGGCAUCGCUGUGUCAUGGGUCUACCUGCGCUUCUACCAAGUACACUCCAAUGGGACGCGUGGAGAUAUGGCCGACACCUUCGCCUUCUCUUGCUUCUUUCCAACUGUUCUUCAGCCACCAAUUCAAGUUGUUGGAAACUCUGUGUAUUCCUGUUUAGUGCGGCUCAAAAUCUGCCGAAGACCUGUAAGGAAAUAUGAUGUGGGUGCGCCUUCCUCCAUUGCCAUCUCUCUCCCAGGAAUGGAGCCUCAUGAUGCAGAAAGACGGAGACAAAAAGCUCUCCGGCUGCUAAGUGAGCGUCUAAACCACCCGCAGAAUGCAGGUGAGAGUGGAGGUGCCUGGCCAACCUUGGAUGACUCUCCUGGGUCACGCACUCAAUCUCCACAGCCUCCUCUCCACCCUCCCACACACUCUACACCCCUUCCUGCAAAGCCAGCAAAAACAGUCACCAUCUCUCUCCCAGAGGAGUCCUCAGAGCCUCCAGCGGCCCCACCGGCAGCAGCACCCAGCCCAGCUACCAGCAGUGAGGCGGGAGUCACUGCCACCCCUGCAACUGCAACGUUAGUGGAUAUUGGCCAAGAGUCCUCAACAACUACAUAACUAAGGAUUGAGGACACAAACAGAUCUUUAUGUAAUAUUGACAUAGAGGAGUUGACGAUUUGAAGUUACUUAGCAUCAGCGUGAGAGCUUCAGGUCUUCCCAACACCUCCAUGGAAUUGUGAAGCUUUUAUAUAGAGUAUAUGGGAAGGAUAUGAGGCAUUUCCAGGGACUUGUCAUCCUGUUAAGAGAAUGGGAGGGAAAAAUGAUAGUGUAGAAGUAUUCUGUAUAUAUAGUGGGGGUUGAUAUAUUUCGCCAGCAUUCUUUUUCUGCAGCGUUGUUUUGAUUUUGAUGGUUAAUCCUUUUCUCUUUCUUUUUUAUUUUCAUAUUGGCUCUUACCCACACAUGAUGGUCCUAGAGAUGAAAGACAUAUUGCUUAGUCCAGAGAACUUUGCGAACAAGUAGAAAUCGCUUUCUUGGCUAACUCUCUAUAUUAUAGGAGGAUCAGCAGCAUAUUAUGGAAUAAUAUAUAUAUGCAUAUUAAGCCUGAAUUUUAGAGGAUGCAGCCAUACCCUAGAUGUUAUUAUUGAAGUAUUUAGUCAUCCUCAGAACUACCUCACCAUCAUCAAACUUAGUAGCAAGCACCAAGAAUGGGGUUCUGAUUUUCUUUUCUUUAGGCAUAUAUUACCUGUUACUGGAAAAAACAUAUGAAAUAUAUGUAU